AUGGCGGCGGGGCCGGUGCUGCUGCUGCUGCCGCUGCCAUUGCUGCUGCUGCCAUUGCUGCUGCUGGAGCCGGCGGGCGCCGUGUGGCCUCAGCCCCAAGUCCAGCGCUCCAAACCGGGCGGCGCCCGCUGCCCGCUGCCUCCCCGCCGGUUCCGCUUCGCCUACGCCGCCGGCUCGGCCGUGGGUCCGGGCUGCGCCGUGCUGGAGGCGGCCUUCCAGCGCUACUGGGCGCUGCUCUUCGCUGCCGCCCGCCCGACCGAGAAUGAGCCUCCCUGUGAGACACCCUGCACUCAGCUCCUCAUCUCUGUUGACACCCCAGGCUGUGAUGGCUUUCCCAGCCUGGACUCCAAGGAGAGCUACCAGCUCUCUAUCUCGGAAGGCUCCAUGCUGCUCUCUGCGGACGCCGUCUGGGGAGCCCUCAGAGGGCUGGAAACCUUCAGCCAGCUCGUUGGGAGAGAUGAGAAUGGCAUGUACUACAUCAACCAGACGGAAAUUGUGGACUUCCCUCGCUUCCCUCACCGGGGCCUGUUGCUGGACACCUCUCGUCACUACCUGCCUCUGAGAGCCAUCCUGGAAACUCUGGAUGUCAUGGCUUACAACAAGUUCAAUGUGUUCCACUGGCACAUUGUGGAUGACCCAUCCUUCCCCUACGAGAGCUUGACCUUCCCUGAGCUCAGCAAGCAGGGAGCCUUCAACGCCAUGACUCACGUGUACAGCGCCAGCGACGUGCAGAGGGUGCUGGAGCACGCCCGGCUGCGCGGCAUCAGGGUCCUCCCCGAGUUCGACACUCCCGGCCACACCCUCUCCUGGGGCCCUGGUGCUCCAGGCCUCCUGACUCCCUGCUAUUUGGGCAAGAGUCCUUCUGGGACCUAUGGGCCCAUCAACCCCAUCCUUAACAGCACCUAUGAGUUUGUGAGCAGCUUGUUUAAGGAGGUCAGCACUGUGUUCCCAGACUUCUUUCUUCACCUUGGUGGUGAUGAGGUGGACUUCACUUGCUGGAAAUCCAAUCCCCAAAUUGGUGCUUUCAUGAAGGAGAUGGGCUUUGGGGAAGACUACAAGAAAUUAGAGUCAUACUACAUCCAGAGGCUUCUGGACAUCGUUUCUUCCAUUGGCAGAGGUUCCAUAGUGUGGCAGGAGGUGUUUGAUAAUGGGGUGAAGGUGAGGCCAGACACCAUCAUCCACGUGUGGAAGGAGAGCUCCCUGUCCUACCUGGAGGAGCUGGCCAAUGUCACCAGGGCAGGCUACCCAGCCCUGCUCUCUGCCCCGUGGUACCUCAACCGCAUCUCCUACGGGCAGGACUGGAUGGCAGCCUACCAGGUGGAGCCCUUGAAGUUCAAAGGCAGCCCUGAGCAGAAGGAGCGGGUGAUCGGCGGAGAGGCCUGCAUGUGGGGAGAGUAUGUGGACGUCACUAACCUCACCCCCAGGCUCUGGCCGAGAGCUGGGGCCGUAGCCGAGAGACUGUGGAGCAAUGCAACCGUCAGGGACCUGCAGGAUGCCUACCUGCGGCUGGCCGACUUCCGCUGCAAGCUCCUCGGGCGUGGUGUCCAGGCACAGCCUCUCUACACAGGAUACUGUGAGCAUGAAUUUGGUGGGUUCUGA
Messenger RNA from Indicator indicator, 1599 nucleotides. RefSeq names its product hexosaminidase subunit alpha (gene HEXA). Gene Ontology annotation, cellular component: membrane. Gene Ontology annotation, biological process: ganglioside catabolic process; glycosaminoglycan metabolic process; carbohydrate metabolic process. The transcript has 14 exons. The coding region runs from base 1 to 1599 and encodes 532 amino acids. NCBI's taxonomy places the organism in Eukaryota, Metazoa, Chordata, Aves, Piciformes, Indicatoridae. Gene Ontology annotation, molecular function: beta-N-acetylhexosaminidase activity. The record is from RefSeq and is a predicted model, not a curated record.